AUGCUUAGUGUGGGAGAGAAAGCGACGCAAGGCAAUGGAGACUCGGUUCAAGACGAAGGGAAGAUCACAAAUGGAGGGGCUGCUGUUAAUACUGUAAACGAAGAUGAUGACACUCUGCGGAACCUCGAGAGGCUUCGGAAGCAGUAUGGCGCAACAUGGGAUGGCCCGGAAGACCCGAAGAAUCCAUAUAACUGGUCUUCAGCCAAGAAAGUCACGAUUGGAGUUGUCAUGGGCCUAGGCUCACUCGUGACGCUGCUGACAGCGAGUGUGACGGCGGCCGCGCUGGGCGAUAUCUCGCGGGACCUCGGCCUCGACCCCGCGACGGCGCAGAUCAGCUUCUCCAUAUACUUUCUCGGACUGGCCUUUGGCCCCUUGCCCAUCGCUGCCAUCAGCGAGACGAACGGGCGCCGAAAUAUCUGGAUUGCGUCAAGUCUGUGGUUCAUAUUAUGGAACUCUCUCUGCCCAGUCGGUUACUCCAAGAGUCUCAUGAUUGCAGGUCGAUUCUUGGCUGCUCUCGGCGCCAGCGUUGGAAAUGCCAUUCAAGCCCCAGUCAUGACGGACAUGUUCCACGAGAAAGAUCGCGGCAAGUCUCUUGCCAUUGCCGGCCUUCUCCCUUACCUAGGACCUGCCCUAGGGCCAAUUCUAGGAGGUCUUGUGAGCCAGCUGCUCGAGUGGCCCUGGCUUUUCUACAUCGUCAGCAUAGCUGAGACAGUAGUAUUGAUAGUUGGCAUCCUCGUCCUGCGAGAAACUUACACUCCUGUCUUGCUGCGCAGGAAAGCCGCCGCAUUAAAUCGAAAUAUGGAGGUGGAUUCCACGCCGACGACGACGACGACAACACCGUCGACAAGAACACAGCGGCAGAUUGACUGGAAUGACUUCUUCUCGCGCCUGCGUGUUAACAUGCUCCGGCCGUUUCAACUCCUCUUUUACCGCCCCGUGAUGCACAUAGUCACGUUGAACAUGGGACUUGCGUUCGGCAUAUACACAUUGGUGCUGUCCACAUUCGCGCAACUGUGGACUGACCGGUACGGGCAAUCGAAGCUGUUGAGUAGUUUGCACUACAUAGCCAUCUCAAUUGGGCUUUCUAUAUCGGCGCAAGUCGGUGGCCGAGUGAUGGACUGGGGUUAUCACCAAUUGCGUGUGCGAGACGGCGCCAGGAGUCGGGACCAUACACCCGCUGGUGAUUCUAUUAGCGAGAAGUUGCCCCCGGGAAAGCCUGAGUACCGCGUUCCGUACAUGCUUCCCGGUCUCUUUCUUCUUCCCGCCGGUCUAUUCUGGUACGGAUGGAGCGCACAGCGUCAUUAUCAUUGGGUAGUGGUCGACCUCGGCGUAGUGGUAUUUACCACCGGAGAUUUCAUAUAUACCCAGGCUUUAACAGCCUAUAUUCUCGACGAAUUCACAAUAUUCGGCGCCUCAGCCAACGCCGCGGUCCGCGUCUUAUCGCAGGUCCUCGGUUUCGUCUUCCCCAUCUUUGCCCCAAAACUUUACGGCGCUCUAGACUACGGGUGGGGCAACAGUCUUCUUGCCUUUAUCUUCAUCGUUCUCGCCUUCCCGGUUCCAGCAUGUCUGUGGUUAUGGGGCGAGAAACUGAGGGCACUUGGUAGACAGCGGACUGAAAGUAAAUAA
Molecule: messenger RNA, 1626 nt
Organism: Xylaria bambusicola
Lineage: Eukaryota; Fungi; Ascomycota; Sordariomycetes; Xylariales; Xylariaceae
Product: major facilitator superfamily domain-containing protein
Exons: 7
Coding region: 1-1626 (541 amino acids)
Biological process (GO): transmembrane transport
Molecular function (GO): transmembrane transporter activity
Source: RefSeq, a predicted model, not a curated record